Helobdella robusta is the source of this 807-nucleotide messenger RNA. RefSeq lists its product as hypothetical. The record is from RefSeq and is a predicted model, not a curated record. The transcript is spliced from 4 exons. The coding region runs from base 1 to 807 and encodes 268 amino acids. NCBI's taxonomy places the organism in Eukaryota, Metazoa, Annelida, Clitellata, Rhynchobdellida, Glossiphoniidae.
AUGUUCUGUCGAAUCUUGUUCUGUUGCACUUUAUAUUUAUUUUUUUCAGCUAACAGUCAGUUAAUAAUUAACGCUAAAAAUAAAGGUGGCGAUGUCUUCAAAGAGUUUAUUGAAGCGAACACCACUUACGAUACGAUAAGCUUGGAUUUUAUGACUGCCGACGGUACUUUAGUCACUCAUUUUGUGGACUCCAAAAACGAAUUACAGAUAUUUAAAUUGUCCCUACUUCCUGAAGAUGAUCUGUUUCAGACUGGUGUCAUAAAUUUUUGUUUCGUUACUCGAAUUACAAAAAAUGAAUUCAUAUCUUCAGAUGCCAUGUCCAAACUACGUCAAAAAAAUCCUAGUGCCAUGCGACACCCAGAAGAGCAACUACCCACCAGCAUAUACACAAUGGACGUUAUGUUAAAUGCCAGAGCAUCCCACCUUCUUAGCCCGCAUAUCAAUUCUUUGUGUAAAACAGCGAAAUAUUCAACUUUUGCAGAACAAGCGGACAUUAAGCUCUUAGCACAAAUUAUGAACAAAAACUACAGCCUGUUAGAGGAAUCAAUGAAAAAACUUCCCGACAUAAAUGGAAAUCAUUCAGCAUGUUCGCACACAUCUACCGAGACUUCUCCAUGUAUUUGUCACUUAACCGUGUGCGUUGAAUGGUACCCAUGUGGACUGAAAUAUUGCAGAGGCAGGGAUUCUCAAAGUCGUGUUCUCAACUACAGAUGCGGCAUAAAAACUUGCAAAAAGUGCAGCGUGUUUAAACAUUACGUUUCCAGCUUUUUAAUGUGCACGUGGGACGAACCAAAAAUUGUGUCUUAG